CGUUAACCAUUGACCACCACGAUGAAUCAGUCCUAUCAGAAUCAAUAUUCUCAACAGCAACAAGCUGCAUACGAAGUAAAUCCCUACUAUAAGCCUUAUCAAGGACCUUCAUAUCCAAUUCCUGGAUCCUCCUCCCAUAGCGCUCCUGUACCCGCCAAUGCCUACGAGUAUGAUGUCGGAAUUUUGGCUCAGCAAAGUGUCUACGUCCCCGGUGCGAUGAUUGACAAACGAGGUGGGGCCGGAGGAAAGCUGGCGAAGGGAGGGAAGAGAACAACUGUUCUGCGCAAGGGGGGAGGCAAGGUCUGGGAAGAUCAGACUUUGCUGGAAUGGAGCCCUUCCUGGUUCCGGUUAUUUGUGGGCGACCUCAGUAACGAUGUUUCUGACGACGUCUUGGCCAACGCCUUCAACAAGUAUACAUCAUUUCAAAAGGCGCGAGUUAUUCGGGAUCGACUCAGUCAAAAGGCCAAGUAUGGAUUUGUUGCAUUCUCUGACCCCGAAGACUUUCUUAAAGCAUGGAAGGAAAUGGAUGGCAAAUACGUUGGAAAUCGGCCUGUCAAACUGAAGAAGGCAGAUGAUACGGCAAUACGCCCAGUUGAGAUUGGACACAGAAAAGCGAAGAAGCUGGAACAAGAUCUCAAAAAGAACAGACACAAACCAUACUGAAGAUGCUCUUUGCAUAUUCGGUGUCAGAGUCGUAAGUAAUCUGGAAGUAUACUUACCCAAAUAGUAUGCGUAGUGUACUACAUACUAGUGUAAGUAAGUAAUACCUUAUGUAAAUAGUGUCGUGUAGGUGACACGUCAGUAUUUGAUACCGAGCUUUUGCCACGUC
Laccaria bicolor S238N-H82 is the source of this 829-nucleotide messenger RNA. RefSeq lists its product as uncharacterized. NCBI's taxonomy places the organism in Eukaryota, Fungi, Basidiomycota, Agaricomycetes, Agaricales, Hydnangiaceae. Bases 22 to 663 code for a protein of 213 amino acids. The transcript is spliced from 5 exons. The record is from RefSeq and is a predicted model, not a curated record. Gene Ontology annotation, molecular function: mRNA binding.